Chlamydomonas reinhardtii is the source of this 4533-nucleotide messenger RNA. RefSeq lists its product as uncharacterized. The coding region runs from base 335 to 1996 and encodes 553 amino acids. The transcript has 2 exons. The record is from RefSeq and is a predicted model, not a curated record. Lineage: Eukaryota; Viridiplantae; Chlorophyta; Chlorophyceae; Chlamydomonadales; Chlamydomonadaceae.
CCAAAUAGGCACACACCAUAACUUAGGCACUGAAUCCCGCUGGCAACUACGAUUUGCCCACAGCAGAAGUCAGCGGCGUUUGUGGUUCCGAGCUUUCAACCUGCGUCCCCGGAAGCAACUCUCUACAUGUAUCACUCUCAUGGCAACAUGCGUUCGGUGGCUUAGCGAGAUUUCGCGCCUCAGGGGGGCGCGUUGACGCUCGCCGCGGGCCAUGAGUGACCACAAUGCCCCUUCCGCGGGCCGGUUUUCCAGCCGUGGAAUGUUACAGACUAUGUUGGAGCAGAAUCAGCAACAGUUGCAGCUCUCUCGCGGCCUGGAAGCGCACUUGGGGACGAUGCUCGACGAGUCUACGCAGCUCAGCCAACAGUUAGCGGCAGCACUGCAAGAGUAUCGCGAAUCGCGGAGCUCCAAAAAGCGAUGCGUGUCCACGUCCCCGCUGGGUUGCUGCUUUCAGCCUCCUCUAAAGCUGGCGAAGGCGCCGCCUGAGCCCAAACCCGGUAGCACGACGCCACCAGCAUCAAGCGCCAUGGGUGCUGGGAAAGGCUUGGACGCUAUCGCAGGCUUGAGGCCGCAGCUGAUGACCGCUGCUGUGCGGCACGCCGCCAGUGGCGGCCCCCCUGACAAAAGCGGCGCACGCCAUCGCAACGACGACCCCGGAGCCUCUGAAACCAGAGACAACACCAAGCACGCUCCCGUGUCCCUGCGCGACAAACAGCGAAACAGUGACGCUGAACUGGUCGGCGCCAGCGCCGGUGUCCGAAUCAGCAGCGGCGGCGGCAACGGCGUCCGGCGGGACAGCGGCAGCAGUAGCGGCGGCGUACCAGCGCAUGCGCAAGCGCUACUGCUGCCACACUUGUCGCAGCCGCCGUCACCCGCAGCAGCGCGCGGCAACCUUCUCAACAGCAGCGCCACAGAGACGCGGGGCUUACAUGCCAAGGGAACCGUUCCUUCUGCGGCGGCAGCGACUGCGGCGGCAGCUCGGCUACGUCCACGCAGCAGCCGGCACACCGGUACCUUCGCCGGUGGCAGCCUGCAGCAGCAGCAGCAGCAGCCAAUGCUGUUGCGUGAUCGCAUCCGGCGCCACGCCCACCGGCACGUCGACGGCGGCGUGUUGGUCGCUAGCGGCAGCCACUUGGAGAUUAUUGCGUCACAGCAACCCGCCGCUGCUGCUGCUGCAUUGCGUGCAUGCGGCAAAGCUGACGUAGGCUUUGCCUCGCCAGUUGCGGCGGCGGCGGCAGGCAUCACAAACACGGCGCCGCAACUGGAGAUGGAGUAUGCUGCCGGCAACAGCAGAGACGGCAGCGGUGGCAGCAGGAGCAGCAACAGCAGUAGCUUCGGAGCACUUGCGCAGCUGGGCUCUCGCAACAGCUCGUCGCCACACUUCCCAUCGUCGCCCACGACCGCCGGCGGCCCCUCCUCCCCGCUCACGCUGCUGCGCACGCAGAGCAGCCACGAGCAACUGCCUCCAUCACCGCAUAUCUCAUCGUCGCUGAGGCGUUUGGCGGCGCCGGCGGCGCUGAACGGUGCUUGUGCGCUUGCCACGGCUCCUCAAGUUUCUGCUGGUUUGCCGAUUGCAGCUGCCGCAGCGCCGCCGCUGCGACUGCUGCUACCUCCGGCCCUGCCUCCACUGGCACCCAACACCGCUGGAACCAGCCGCAACACUUUCGCUGGUGGCGUUGGCAUACGGCUAUCUUGGCCGCAGCAGCACCCGCAGCAGGCCACAGCAAGCGUCGGCGGCACAGCAGGAGCAGGUGCGCCGUUCACGCAGCAGUGGCGGCCGUGUGCCCAGCAAGCGCAGCACCAGCAGCAGCCUGCUGCCGCCGCCCACGAUGGCGGGGGGCACGUCGUUGCUGCUGCUGUUCACCCCGUCGGUGGCGGCGCCGCUGCCGGUGCGAACUACGCGCGGACCAGCUCGGAGCAACUUGACAGCAUAAACUUUGAUUCUGUUUUGUGGCAGCUGGAUGAGAACGAGCUGGACGCAAUCUUGUUUAAGUAAGGCUAUGCAAUUCGCAGCUAGCUGGCUUCCAUACACGCUUCUUUCCCUCCUUAUUUUACUUGAUUCUCUGCAACGUUGCACGCGUUUCUAGCAUUCCGUUAUGGGUAGCGAUACGUACGCGUGCAUGACGUUCGCAGAGCAUGAUGAGUAUGUAUUCUCGUGUUUGUCCAUGUGUUUGCAUGGGGUCCGAGCGAUGGAACUGCGGCCAUGCUGAUGCAUGCCGGAACAGCAGGUGCGCGUGCGCCCGCGUGCGCUCGUAAGUAGAUAGAUAACGCAUACAACGGUAGGCCCCACCAACUGCAGCAGUAAUUGCAGCAGAGCGAGAGUGCCCGUUCACACACGCAUCGCAUGCACACGUGCAUGCGCGCGCUAGAGAGCGAGCGGUUGCUCGGUGCACCCUUCGUCGUCCUUGUCGGAGCUUGUUUGCUUGAAUACGACUGUCCUGCAUAGGAAUAAAUUUCUUUCAAUAAUUUGGUCGCGUUUGGGUGUAUGUUGGUUAUUGAUUGGCAGGUCGACGCUACAGCCGUUCAACCAACGAAGUGCACGGCUAGUGGCAGCAGUGCUAGCUGCAGCAGUGGAUGCCUGCUGGAUGCAAGCAAGGAAUGGUUUCGGCGGCGUGGGGGGUAUUGAAGCCAUGUACGUGCGUGUGGCCGGUUUGCCCUAACAAUCUAUCCUACCGCUAUCACGCACCACGUACACACACCUAGGGUGGCGACCGAUUUAUCGCACACACACACACACAUAUAUACACACGUGGAUGGCGUAGUGGUAUGGAGUGCGGAGUGUGGAGCAGCAAGCGUUCAACCGGCACGAAGGUGUGAGCAUCAAUGCGCACGGGCUUACUUGCUUGCUCAAAUGCUUGACGCUACCAUGUGUACGUGUUGCGUGUGCGCGCGCACAGGCGCACGUGCAGCAGUUGCAAGCAAAGCAAGGGCUGGUAGGCACAAGGGCUGGUAGGCACAUGGUAGGUGCGUGCCACCCUGCGUAAUGACUUGAUGAUGCGCGUGAAACGAUCAUGUCUGAAAACAGGGUUCAGUACGUAUGUAGGUGCUGAGAAGGCUGUAGAUAGAGGCCAACAGGGGCAGCGGCACGUCGACAUUUCCGCUGAACUUACUGUUGAUUGCUAGCAGGGCGCACAUGCGGCUUUCCUCUAUAACUGGGGGGUUAUUUAUUCCUGUGACCGUUUGAAUCACAGCCAGCCAGUGCAUGUGUUGAUAAGAAGCUGUACGCAUGGCUGACGUACGUACACAUAUGCGCGCGAGGCAGGGCGUGCGUCAUCGCCGCGCAAUGGCGGGCGCGGCAGCAAGGGCAGACUGGACUGCUGGGCUAUUUGCUUGCGCACGCAAUUAACAUGGGUGUUUUGCAUUGUUCGUUGGAGAUGAAAUGUAAACUGAAUCGGAAAGCCAUGAGUAAGCACCUCGCUUGCUUGGCAGUAUUUGGAAGUGGUGAGCACGUAAGGAGUUGGUGUGUGGAUGGUGUGUGGCCUCGUUGGCCACAGCAAACACACCAGGCAUGUGUGUAUAGUGCAUAUCCUUCUUCGCAUGCUGCACGGAAGGGUGGAUCGUUUUCGGAUGUACGUAUACGUAGCCUGGCUUGGGCGCAAACAGUCCUCGGUGUCGAGAGCUACAGCUGGGUUAAGCUAUCUAGCAGUGGUUGACGUAUGUAAUUUUACGGGAUACCUGGGUGGUUGAGCGCACAUCUUAAUAACAAGUUAUUGGCGCGCGUAUGUGUGUUACUAUGGGGUCGGAGGGAUGGCGCGUGGCUGUAUGUUCCGCGGACAAGCAAGCUAGCUAGCUGCAGUCGCCCGGUGCCAGCAGCCGCUAGAAGGGCCGGUAUCGCCAGUCGAUGGCGAGCUGCUGCUGGUGAACACAGAUGAUGAAUGUGGGAAUCAACGUGGCAUCACAUUGUGUGGAGCCAUAUGCAGCAGGCUGGGGACCCGUUGGGAGAGCAACAGGUAGGGAGGUGUAAAAUAUGGACGGCGGUGGGGGGCGUACAUACACACACACACACACACACACACACACACACACACACACACAGCCAUGCUUGCGUCUUCUGCAGCACGGCGUCAACCCUUUCCUUCUGCGGUGUUCUUAGUACUGUUCGUAGCAUUGCAUGACUUGUGUGAAAAUAAGAGAAGCAAGAGGCAAUGCAAUCCGGGAGGCCUGAAUGGCACCCGGCAGUGACUGCAUGCCCAGACGGAGCACGAAGGCCGCCAGAGCGUCGCCGGCAGUAGCAGCUGCCGACACUUAGGUGGGCCGGCAAAGCAUGCAUAGCAUGCAUUGUAUGAUGAUGUGCUAUACACAAGCAUGAAAUGGCUACAAUUAGAGCUGUAGCAAUAGCAAGUACGACGAUUUUGCUAUGCAAGGACACGCAUGGUAUGUAGCAGUAAAGCGCAAUGGGGCAGGGCAGGGCGGCAAACUCCGCGCUGUGUGGUCGUGUUGUGCAUGGCCCCAUGCAGCAAAACUGCACAAGUGCCUCUGCAUGCAUGCAUGGGUCGGUCUUGAUUGAUGGCGAUGAUGUAAUUGUGCUGUGCU